ACUUUAAGAGUUUAGAGUCCAAACAGUUGACCAAGCUGUACUCGUUUAUUAGUUGCCUCACUUCUCUCAUCUUUUCCAAAACGCCUUCCUCCUUUAACCCAACAACUCUCUUCUACUUUUCAUUUCAGAUUACCAUCCUUUUCCCCUCACUAAUUUAUCAUCUUCGAUCACAAACCUCUCAAUUUUCUUAUCUGGGUCCUUUUAAAUUUCAAUAAAGAUUCUUCCUUUUUACUAAUUCUGGUAUCAUACCCCUGUUUUCUGAUCUGGGUUGCUCAAAUUUGGUGUCAAAGUGGAAAAUUUAAGACAUGGGUUUCUGUUUAAGCAAAGAAAAAAGGUCUCAGCAAUACCAAUAUAAUGGCGCUGCUCGUGGAUUACAAGAUCAUCAUCAUCCAAAAGAACCUGCGCCUUACCAAUCCAAAUCCCCUGUUCAACCCUCUUAUCAACUACCCUCUGACCAACCUGCUCCGCAAAUCCCAAGAAAACCAACUGCGUCAGCUCCAAGCCCCAAGCCAGUCCACAAGCCAGACACAAUUCUUGGCAAACCAUUCGAAGAUGUCAAAUUGCAUUACACGAUAGGAAAGGAAUUGGGCAGGGGCCAAUUUGGUGUGACUUAUCUUUGUACUGAGAAUUCUACUGGGAAAAAGUAUGCGUGUAAGUCUAUUUCCAAGAGGAAACUUGUGACCAAGAAUGAUAAGGAGGAUAUGAAGAGGGAGAUUCAGAUUAUGCAGCAUUUGAGUGGUCAGCCUAAUAUUGUUGAGUUUAAAGGGGCUUAUGAGGAUAAGCAAUCUGUGCAUUUGGUGAUGGAGCUGUGUGCUGGUGGUGAAUUGUUUGAUAGGAUUAUUGCUAAGGGUCAUUAUAGUGAAAAGGAAGCUGCUUCUAUUUGUAGGUCUAUUGUGAAUGUUGUUCAUGCCUGUCAUUUCAUGGGUGUGAUGCAUAGAGAUCUUAAACCUGAGAAUUUCUUGCUGUCUAGUAAGGAUUCCAAUGCCCUUUUGAAGGCUACUGAUUUUGGACUUUCAGUUUUCAUUGAAGAAGGAAAAACAUAUCGGGAUAUAGUUGGAAGUGCAUACUAUGUUGCUCCUGAAGUACUGCGUCGUAGAUAUGGAAAGGAUAUAGAUAUCUGGAGUGCAGGAGUCAUACUCUAUAUCUUACUUAGUGGUGUACCUCCAUUUUGGGCGGAAUCGGAGAAGGGUAUAUUUGAUGCCAUUUUAAAGGGAGAUAUUGACUUUGAAAGUCAACCAUGGCCUACUAUUUCUAGCAGUGCCAAGGACCUAGUCCGCAGGAUGCUGACACAGGACCCCAAGAAAAGAAUUUCUUCUACACAAGUCCUAGAGCAUCCAUGGCUCAAGGAAGGGGGAGAAGCUUCAGACAAGCCAAUAGACAGUGCAGUUCUCUCAAGGAUGAAGCAAUUUAGAGCAAUGAACAAGCUGAAAAAAUUGGCACUAAAAGUCAUUGCAGAAAAUCUUUCUUCCGAUGAAAUCCAAGGGCUGAAGUCCAUGUUUGCAAACAUUGACACUGAUAACAGUGGCACGAUCACUUAUGAAGAACUGAAGACAGGAUUAGCUCGACUUGGAUCCAAACUCACGGAAGCUGAAGUCAAGCAGCUUAUGGACGCUGCUGAUGUUGACGGAAAUGGAACGAUAGACUAUAUCGAGUUUAUUACUGCUACAAUGCAUAGACACAGGCUAGAAAGAGACGAGCAUAUCUAUAAAGCAUUUCAACACUUUGACAAGGACAAUAGCGGAUUUAUUACUAGAGAUGAGCUGGAAACAGCUAUGAAAGACUACGACAUGGGCGAUGAUGCAACAAUCAAGGACAUCAUCUCUGAAGUCGAUACAGAUAAUGAUGGUAGGAUCAACUACCAAGAGUUCCGCACAAUGAUGAAAACCGGAAACCAGCACCAAGGCAAGCUCUUUUAGCACAACCAACUCAUAACAGAGAGUGGAUGCUCAUCGAGAUUUCAAAGACGUCGACAAUCUGAAGCUGUUUCUAUAGAUGCUUUCCUUAUUAAUGCUUGAAACUGUUCCAUUUAUCAAAUUUUCACCUAGCAAGUGUGAAUUUCUUUCCAUGUCAGGUUAGAAACGACAAAAUUGUGCAUACGUUACUUCGAUCAUUGGCAUUUUCCAGAAUUAAGGUUUUUUUUUUUCUGUCGAUUUUGUAAAGAUAUAUGCAAUUUUAAAAAAUUAUUAAACUUUGAUAUAAUCCGAGCACUCUGCAGAUUUCUUC
Molecule: messenger RNA, 2223 nt
Organism: Mercurialis annua (annual mercury)
Lineage: Eukaryota; Viridiplantae; Streptophyta; Magnoliopsida; Malpighiales; Euphorbiaceae
Product: calcium-dependent protein kinase 33
Exons: 8
Coding region: 306-1916 (536 amino acids)
Biological process (GO): peptidyl-serine phosphorylation; intracellular signal transduction; protein autophosphorylation
Cellular component (GO): cytoplasm; nucleus
Molecular function (GO): calcium/calmodulin-dependent protein kinase activity; calcium-dependent protein serine/threonine kinase activity; ATP binding
Source: RefSeq, a predicted model, not a curated record